AAGGUCGUCGGGACGAGCCGUCCAUCGCCAUUUAGAAAUUGGGGCAAAGAACUUUCCCCUUUGUUUGGAGAUUAGGGGUUUGGAUCCUCCUCUUUGCUUCUGUUGCUUUGGUUGAAUCUGCCAUGGAAAUGGAGCGCAUAGGGGAAUUUCCCCACAACCACGUGGAUCGACGCCCCUGGAAGCGGCCGAGACAUAAUUUGGACAUCUCGCAGCAUUCAAAGCUAUCGGAUUUGGUGAGGAUCUAUCAGCGUCCCCUCAGAACCGAUCAGAUAGGAAUAUUAUGUGGGCAAGAAGUUGGCGAUGUGAACAGCUUAAUUUCAUCGACGGCAUCUUCACACCAUACUUGUUCUUCUCUGUUUUCGAAGGGAGUGGCUCGAAAUGCUUCCCCCCCUUGGAGAGAGGAUGAUAAAGAUGGGCAUUAUAUGUUUGCUGUCGGAGAAAAUUUGACUUCUCGCUACAAGAUCUACAGUAAGAUUGGUGAAGGUACUUUCGGUCAGGUUUUGGAAUGUUGGGAUCGAGAAAAGAAGGAGAUGGUAGCUAUUAAAAUUGUUCGAUCCAUCAAGAAAUAUCGGGAGGCUGCUAUGAUCGAGGUUGAUGUACUACAUCAUCUUGGUAAACAUGACAAGAAUGACAAUCGUUGUGUGCAAUUACGGAACUGGUUUGACUAUCGUAACCAUGUCUGUAUAGUAUUUGAGAAGCUUGGACCAAGCUUAUACGAUUUUCUACGGAAAAAUGGUUAUCGCUCAUUUCCCAUUGACCUUGUUCGCGAGAUUGGCAGACAACUGUUGGAAUCUGUUGCAUUUAUGCAUGAUUUGCAUCUCAUUCAUACAGACUUAAAACCUGAGAACAUUCUUUUUGUGUCCCCUGAGUAUAUCAAGGUCUCUGAAUAUAAGGAUGGUUCAUGCUCCAAGAGGCUUCCAAAAUCUAGUGCCAUCAAGUUAAUUGAUUUUGGUAGCGCAACCUAUGACCGCAAGGACCAUACUUAUAUAGUCUCGACCAGGCAUUAUCGAGCACCAGAGGUUAUCUUGGGGCUUGGAUGGAGUUAUCCAUGUGAUAUAUGGAGCAUUGGUUGUAUCAUCGUAGAACUUUGCUCGGGGGAGGCCUUGUUCCAGACCCAUGAAAAUUUAGAACACAUGGCCAUGAUGGAGAGAGUGUUGGGUCCCUUUCCCCAGCAUAUGCUGAAGAGAGCUGAUAGGCACGCUGAGAAAUACAUUAGAAAAGGUCGGCUGAACUGGCCAGCAGGUGCUACAUCCAGGGAGAGUAUUAAAGCUGUUCAAAAACUACUUCGUCUGCAGAAUAUUGUUAUGCAGCAUGUCGAUCACUCUGCUGGCGAUGUUAUUGAUCUUUUACAAGGUCUCCUCAGGUACGAGCCUUCAGAACGAUUGACUGCCCAUGAAGCUCUUAGGCAUUCUUUUUUCACGAAGAAUCAGCAUCGGUAUUAGAUAAUUACAGUGUUUUCUAAUCACAUUGGAUUGCGACCUGGUCUAGAGUUGUCAUCAGCACUCAAGAAACUAACCUGUGAUAUGUAGAUGUUGUAGAAGUAGUUGGGUGUUUUCUUGAUCUUUUUUUUUUACCCAACUAUUGUAAUGUUUACUUGAACAAAGUAAAAUUUAUGGAUUGGAUGCGGUUUGUCCCAACAAAAGUUGUGCACUGAAUGUGAACUGGUGAAGGGUUACCUGAGAAGUCUAUUCAAGGCCCAUUUUGGUAUCAUGUAAUAAUGAUCGAGGUUGAAUCAUAUCUUGGUUACAUGAAAAGUUUCACUGAAUGUGUACUUGAACGAA
Molecule: messenger RNA, 1781 nt
Organism: Zingiber officinale
Lineage: Eukaryota; Viridiplantae; Streptophyta; Magnoliopsida; Zingiberales; Zingiberaceae
Product: serine/threonine-protein kinase AFC2-like
Exons: 13
Coding region: 123-1442 (439 amino acids)
Biological process (GO): protein phosphorylation
Cellular component (GO): nucleus
Molecular function (GO): ATP binding; protein kinase activity
Source: RefSeq, a predicted model, not a curated record